GUUUCAAAUGAAGCCUACCCAUUCGUUCAGUGGGCAAAAAAAGAAAGAGGAGCUGUGUUAUUUGAUCUCGAACAUCGGUUUUACGGCCAAAGUCGUCCAACUGCCGAUCAGUCGGUGGACAAUCUGCGGUUUCUAAGCAGUCGUCAAGCAAUCGAAGACAUAGCCUAUUUUAUUCAAACAAUGAAUCAGAGUAACAACCUUGGCAACGCAUCUUGGAUAACAUUCGGAGGAUCAUAUUCAGGUGCUCUAUCCCUCUGGGCUCGCCAGCAACAUCCAGAACUGAUCGUCGGAGCCGUUGGUAGCUCAGCUCCAGUUGAAGCGGAAGUAGAUUUUUGGAGUGAGUAG
This is a messenger RNA of Ostertagia ostertagi, 345 nucleotides long. The record is from the annotation of a GenBank genome assembly. NCBI's taxonomy places the organism in Eukaryota, Metazoa, Nematoda, Chromadorea, Rhabditida, Trichostrongylidae.